GGUGACGUGGCCUGUGCCGGCGGCAGGAUCGGGUACGGCGCACGCGCCCUGAACGAGGGCGGCCUGCAAAGCGUACCGAAGCUGACGUUCCCCGGCGGCUGCCUGGUCGGCUGCAGCGCCGGCUUCAUGAACGUGCCCAAGAUCAAGGGCACGCACAACGCCAUGAAGAGCGCCAUGAUCGCUGCGGAGAGCGUGUUCGACGCCAUCCAGGCGGGCGACACGGAGACCGAAGGUGUGAACCCGGUCAGUUACGAAGAGCGAAUCCGCAGUUCACGGGUCUGGCAGGAGCUGGUGUCGGUCCGCAACGUCAGGCCCUCGUUCCACUCACCGCUCGGCCUGUACGGCGGCCUGGCGUACACUGGACUCUUCUACGUCCUCGGCCGCGGCAAGGAACCGUGGACGCUCAAACACCCCGGCGCCGACUACGCCUUGCUGAAGCCGGCGCAGGAGUGCCAGCAGAUCGAGUACCCGAAGCCGGACGGCAAGCUCAGCUUCGAUCUGCUCGGCUCGGUGGCUCUGACAGGCACCAACCACGAGGGUGACCAGCCGCCGCACCUGACGCUGCGAGACGACGCGGUGCCGGUGAAGCAGAACCUGAGCGUGUUCGACGGCCCCGAGGGCCGCUUCUGCCCGGCAGGCGUGUACGAGUACGUGCCGACCGAGGACGAGCAGGGCCAGCGGCUCCAGAUCAACGCCCAGAACUGCAUCCACUGCAAGACGUGCGACAUCAAAGACCCCAGCCAGAACAUCAACUGGGUGACGCCCGAGGGCGGCGGCGGCCCCUCCUACAACGGCAUGUGAGCGGCCGUGGUCGCCGGCAGUGCGCGAGGAUAGGGCGCGGCUCGGCGCCACCCCUCCACGGCUGGUCUCAAGACGUCCUCGUGUGACGAGGUCGACGGCAGGACCACCGGUCGGGGGCUGUUCGUCUGCGUGAGGAGCAGAGAGCCACCGAGAUUUGCGCGUGGGUGCGCCCGCAACAGUUCAAAACGGCCCGAGUAUCGCUCACCGUGGGCUGCGUUGUUUACAAGGGCCUGGUAAUGGGGGGACCGAUACGACCAGUUGUUGCAGAUGAGUAACGUCUCCUGAAGAUACGAUUUCAUUUGCUUUCCAAUCCAGUAUUGGCUUCCAGAGCGCAGGACCUCAGUUCAGUCAAACGAUUCUCGUCACUCUGCCAGUCGUAGCGGCCCCAGUCCAUAAGUGAUACAGACACGUCCUCGGCGGUUUAACUGCUGGCCCAGCUGUGUCCCGGCCGCGCCAUCUCUCUGCCCGGUACUUUGUCGUAGACUCGUGCCUGGGGUGGGUGUCCCGCGCGCGACCAUCGCCGGUCGCCGUGGACCGACAAGGCGGUGCAAUGCAUGUUAUGGGACGCUUGGUGGGUGCUUGGUCGUUAGUGGUCCUGUGAUAACGAAUGGUGUGUUACCAGACAAAUAUAAUGAGACAUGGU
This is a messenger RNA of Pollicipes pollicipes, 1444 nucleotides long. Its product is annotated as electron transfer flavoprotein-ubiquinone oxidoreductase, mitochondrial. Gene Ontology annotation, cellular component: mitochondrial inner membrane. The annotation marks the transcript as partial. Gene Ontology annotation, molecular function: electron-transferring-flavoprotein dehydrogenase activity; iron-sulfur cluster binding. Gene Ontology annotation, biological process: electron transport chain. The record is from RefSeq and is a predicted model, not a curated record. The transcript has 5 exons. NCBI's taxonomy places the organism in Eukaryota, Metazoa, Arthropoda, Thecostraca, Pollicipedomorpha, Pollicipedidae.